AUGGUCAUCUGUGAUAGUCAUUGUCACAUAUCAUGCCAACCCAAAAAUGAGGAUGCUCAAAAGCUCAUGAAUUCCCUUGAAGGAAUGGCUUUACAAAAGUAUAACAUAAUGUCGACAAAUCCCUGGGAUUUGGACUUUCUACUAUCUCUAAAGGGCAUGGACCACCAAAACCUAGUCAUUCCAUACCUCGGAAUACAUCCUUGGUACUCACAUUUAUUUUCAUUCACUACAAUUACUAAAAAGGAACAUUACACUGCUGUUUUGAGUGAACUCACACCCGAAUUGUUGGAGGUAUUGCCAGAGCCAGUGCUUGUCGAUAAGCACCUUCAGAAAAUCGAAAAAUUCGCUUCGAGCUUAAAAGAAUCGGGCCAAUUGUUAGGAAUUGGAGAAAUUGGCUUAGAUAAAUUGUUCAGGGUACCCAAUUCUGGCUAUUUUGGAUCCAACUAUCGACAAGAGCCAAAACUCACGAAAAGCAAGGUACGCAUAGAGCACCAAAUGGCAAUUUUCAAGGUUCAACUCGAAUUAGCAGAACGCAUUCGUGUACCUGUAUCUUUACAUUGCGUGAAAGCACAUGGUCCGCUUUAUGAUGUAAUCAGAGAUCACUCCAAACAGUGCCCUCACCUUAUUUUACACUCGUACUCUGGCUCUUUAGAUCAGGCACAACGAUGGAUCAAGGAUUUCAAGAAGCAAAACAGGAAGUUAUCUUUCUCGUUUUCAAAGUUUGUUAAUGGUAAACCGGAGAAGUUAGGCGAUUUCAAAGCAUUAUUAGACGCCCUAGACGAACUGCAAAUACUUGUGGAAACUGACUACCCCCUCGAUGAAUACAUACUCAAUGGCAAGCAGGAUGAAUAUUCAAUGGCAAUGGAAUCUAUUCAAACGACCAUUGGCGAAUUUAAGGGCUGGUCCCCUGAAUUCAGCCGCCAUGUGUUAAAUAUGAACUCUGAGAACAUCUAUACCGCACAUUGA
Molecule: messenger RNA, 966 nt
Organism: Australozyma saopauloensis
Lineage: Eukaryota; Fungi; Ascomycota; Pichiomycetes; Serinales; Metschnikowiaceae
Product: putative endodeoxyribonuclease
Exons: 1
Coding region: 1-966 (321 amino acids)
Molecular function (GO): hydrolase activity, acting on ester bonds
Source: RefSeq, a predicted model, not a curated record